Messenger RNA from Paramecium primaurelia, 1204 nucleotides. The record is from the annotation of a GenBank genome assembly. Lineage: Eukaryota; Ciliophora; Oligohymenophorea; Peniculida; Parameciidae.
AUGAAUAAACUAAGAAUUUAAUAAAUAAUGAAUUAAUAAGGUUUGAUUAAAAGAUAUUUGAGUUGUAAAGGUAAUUUGAUAAUUUCAAUGAAUUGAAUAUAUAAAAUUAAAAUCCUUGUGAAAUAAUUAGUAUUUAAAUAAAAUUAUUGGAAGAAUUUUAGAAAAAAUUAAAGGAAGUAAUAAAUAAUGAAAUAGAAAAAUUAGAUUAAUUUAAGUUGAUUAUUGAAAAAAAAGCAGCAGAACAGAAAAGUGAGUAAGAAAAAGAAAUUUUAUAUUUAAAUCAUUAAUUAUAAAACAGAUAUAGAAUAUUCUAAAAAGUUUUAUUAUCAAUUAAUUUUCAAUUUGAAAAUUUGGAAUUUUAUUAAAACUUGAGUGCAAAGUAUAAUUAACUUCUAGAAUAAUUGCAAUAAGAAAUAAAGAUCUUGUAAGAAUAUUUAAGCGUGUAACAUGAAAAUUAGAGGUUAUUUGAAGUAAAUUUAAAAGAUAACUAAACACAAGGAGGGUAAAAUAAAUAAAUAAUAGAAAAUUUACUCAAGAGAUUAUAAUAAAUAAAUCUAUAAAAAGGUAUAAGGCUAGAGAAUAUAUUUCAUAGUGUUUCUAAAAAAACAAUCGAUCUAGAUUUUAACUUGUUGGAUGAAAAUUUAAUUAAGAAUUAUCAAUAGUUAAAAAAGCGGGAAGAAGAUUUAUCAAUUAUAUUCAAUACGAUAAAUGAAAAGAUAUCUAAUAAAUAAUUAAACCCUGAAUAAUUAUAAGAAUUAAAAAAAACAAUUCUUGAGUUAUGUUCUGAAUUAGAUUAAUUAAUGAUAUAAAUUCCUUUGAAUGAUGAAAUAUAAAAGUUCAACAAAGUUUAUUAGUAAAAUGUGGAAUCGUAUGAAAUAUUGUAUGCUUUAUUUAAUUAUAUAAAAUAAUAUCACCUAACAAGAUAUUAUGAAAGAAUUAAAGAAAAUGCAAAUUAAUAAAAAAAGAUUUAAUAGAAUUAAAAUUAAAACGAUUAUAAAACCCUUUUCUAAUCUAAAUUACAUGUAGAUUUGGAAGAAAACACAAAAAAAGAAAAGGAAUCUUAAGAUAUAUUAUAAAGAUAUGAAAAUAUUUUAUUUAAAAGUUACAAUAAGAUGACAAUAGAAGCAAUGGAAAAAGAUAAAGAAUAAAUAGAGAAACAGAUUUAAUUUAUAGAAAAUCAAAUUAAAUAAAAAGACUUAGUUAA